Chara braunii is the source of this 1684-nucleotide messenger RNA. The record is from the annotation of a GenBank genome assembly. NCBI's taxonomy places the organism in Eukaryota, Viridiplantae, Streptophyta, Charophyceae, Charales, Characeae.
GGGUGAACUCGAUUUCGACCUGGCCGGAUCUGCAUAUGCAGCUUGACCUGAUGUGAUCUCUCCGUUUUUUUUUUUUUUUUUUUUUCCUGGUCUGGCUCUGUUACCUCUAUCAGGACGACUUGGGAGAUGUGCUUCAUUGGCUCAGGCAAGGGAUUGGACUUCUCCUCGGCAUCAUCUGGGGCGCUGUUCCGGUCGUCUCUUGGAUGUUGGUCUACAGUGUAUGCCAUUUUUGAAGAGUUGGCAGUUCACAAGUUGGAUGGGCUUCCCUUGGACAGAGACUGGAAUUGGAUCGUGUCAUCGCUGGCCAAUUUCUGUUGUUGUGGAGGUGGUGAGUAGAUGUCGUGCGCAACAGCAGAAGCGGAAGGAGUAGGAGUAGGAGAAGGAGAAGGAGAAGGAGAAGGAGAAGGACAAAUUGAAGGAGAAGGCCUUUCUGCCUCCCUCUCUCAUACCUGUGUUUGUUUUCUUUAUUGGUGUUUGUUGUUCAAGGAGUUGAAUUGGGGUUUGAGCCCCAUUGAGAUAGUUGCGGGGGUGGGUGGUUUUCCCUGAUGGGAAAAGAAAGGAAAAUGAAGUAAAGGAGCAUUCUCUCUCUCUUCUUCGCUUUGCCUUGCUUGGGGAUAGAGGGAGAGUCUUUAGGAGGUGGCGGGGGUGGCGUCGCCGAAUGUUGCCGUGCUUUUGCAUGUCCCUUUGUUCAUCCUCUUGGAUGAAAAGACUGCCAAGAUGAUCUGUUCAUCCUCUUGGAUGAAAAGACUGCCAAGAUGAUCCUCGACAGUACGACAUAAUUUUUUUUUUUUCUUCUUCUUCUUCUUCUGCUUUUGCAUCCUUUUCGAUUGCCCCUGCGGGCGCAAAAGGCGAUCUUGGGCGAUGUAGCGCGUACUCACACUCGCUCUAAUUUUUAAACGUAUCUGUCUGACCUCAUUUAUGGUGCGGCCUGGAUGCAUCUGGCCACAAUUCCGUUCAGAAAUAAAUCAAAAAGUCCUAGUGUGAGUACGCCCUUAGGACACGCAGACAGUUUUUUUUUUUUUUUUUUUUUAACUAUUUCACUAUUUUAGUAUUUUCUCUUUGUUGGUCUGCCAAGUGAGUGUUUUAGUAUUUUCUCUUUGAUAGUCUGGGUGCAAAAUGGACGUAGAAGUGUCAUACUUCCGCCCGUUGAGUUUUUUUUUUUUUUUUUUUUGAAGUUCCGACUCCGGACGCGUUAACCAAAUCGCUGCCUGUCGACUCACACAAGCCAGCUGGGCAUCGCUGAUUGGACGAGAGACAGCUGCACCUUGGACUUCAGACACUUAUGUCAUUCGGAAAGUCGUCGACUCUUGGCAGGUAGAUGUCAGUGGACUGUAAAAGGGCAAAAUUUUUGUGAUGUUUCCAUCCCUCCCCCCCCCCUGGCCGAGACUUGGACCUUGGAUUUAUGCGCAACCAUAAUUUGUUUGCCUUUUUAAAGGUUCACGAGUUUUUUUGCAGCUAGUUACCUUCCGUUUGUUUUCGUUCGUACUAAUUCGUACGGAUUUUUUCAGUUCUUCUUCUCUCCCAUUCCGUCUCCCUCCUCGGUCUUCCUUCCUGCUUGCCUGAUCUUCCUGUUACGCUAUGGUGGCUUGGUGUCAGGGUGAACGCUGAUGUCACACAGUCUUGUCGUGAGAGUUGUUUGAGUACAAUUAUAAUUUGUUAUUGAAAAUCAAUGGAAACAGAAAAG